AUGGCUCCGUUUCCAUCCGCAACCUCAAAGUGGCACACGGAAACAUACCAAUCCAUAUCUCCCACCCGCCCCGAGCUUUCCGCCACUGGAAAAACCAUCGUAAUAACUGGAGGAGGAACCGGUAUCGGCGCAGAGACCGCUCGCCAUUUCGCAGAAGCAGGCGCGUCUCGUAUCGUCCUCCUCGGUCGUAGAGAACAACCCCUUCUCGACACGAAAGUCUCCAUCGACACCAAAUGCUUUGGCGUGGAAGUACUCGUGGCUUCUACCGACAUUACAAAGAAAAAUGAAGUUGAUGGAGUGUUCGGUAGAUUCAUCGGCGACGGAAAUGUACACGUUCUCGUCAGCAACGCGGCGGUGAUUGGCCCUCAGGAUGCCGUCGGUGAUGUGGACGGUGACAAGUUUCUCGAUGCCAUUCAACAGAACCUGAAAGGAUCGUUGAACAUCGCGCAGGCAUUCCUUCGGUAUGCGUCAAAGGAUGCAGUUGCCAUCGAGACUUCUUCGUCUGCAGCACAUGUCAAUUUUACCUCGGGGUUUUCUUCCUAUAGCAUUGCCAAGUUGGCGGUCUUUCGACUUUGGGAUUCUUUCGCUUUUGCAAACCCGCAGCUGAGUGUUUUCCAUGUACAGCCGGGCGUGGUGGACACGGCGAUGAAUAGGGAAGCGGGCGGCGUUGCUGCUAUGGGCUUCGCGGAUAAUGUUUCUCUGCCGGCAAGCUUCAAUGUUUGGCUCGCAAGCGGCGAAGCACAUUUCUUGAAAGGUAAAUAUCUGUGGGCGAACUGGGACGUCGAUGAACUCAAGGCGAAAGAGGAGGAGAUCGCAGCGAGUCCAAUACUCAGUAUUGGAUUGGUUGGGUGGCCGUUUGAUAGUGCUGGCUGGAAGUCCAGUUGGAAGACUCAGACUGAUGGUAGCGUAUAG
Messenger RNA from Aspergillus pseudonomiae, 912 nucleotides. Its product is annotated as SDR family oxidoreductase. Gene Ontology annotation, cellular component: cytosol. The coding region runs from base 1 to 912 and encodes 303 amino acids. The record is from RefSeq and is a predicted model, not a curated record. Gene Ontology annotation, molecular function: oxidoreductase activity. The transcript is spliced from 2 exons. Lineage: Eukaryota; Fungi; Ascomycota; Eurotiomycetes; Eurotiales; Aspergillaceae.